Capsaspora owczarzaki ATCC 30864 is the source of this 2761-nucleotide messenger RNA. RefSeq lists its product as hypothetical. Bases 6 to 2678 code for a protein of 890 amino acids. Lineage: Eukaryota; Filasterea; Ministeriida; Capsasporidae. The record is from RefSeq and is a predicted model, not a curated record. The transcript is spliced from 2 exons. Gene Ontology annotation, cellular component: nucleus.
GAUCAAUGUCUGGACUGGAUGACCGACCAUCGUCAUCGUCAUCGUCAUCAUCAUCAUCAGGCAACACGCACAUCCACAAUGCAGGCAUUGUUCGGCAACAUCCGCCUCAGAUCGGGUCGUGGCAGGCAAAACAUUGCGAGUCGGACUCCACUCAAACCAUGAUGACGACCGAGCUCAGCUACAGCCGUCCCACUGCAUAUCAGGCAACCACCUCAAGGACCCUUGCUAUGGAUGCAGAUGCGACGAGUGGCUCGGCGGUGGCAGAGUGGUCUCACGCGGAUCACCAAGGCGGAUUCAACCAGAAUAAUGCUGCUGCAACGGAUUGGUGGCAAGGCAGUCUCCGUCCAUCGUCGUCCUACAACCAGAGUGAUGAUAAUCGAGUCAUGUACCAAGCACAGUUUGGCGCAAUCUAUCAUCCGGUGGCCAGCGCAGGACCGCUCGAGAUGCACCAGAAUUUCCAAUCUGAUGAUGCAGAUUCGGCCGUCUCACAUGCGUACACGAAUCCGCAUCAGCUUACAAGCAUGCACGAGGGCAACAUUUACGAUGCAAUGUAUGCUGAUGAUGGCAGCGGCGGCGGCGGCAUGUCCACGCAAAGCCUUCAGCACCCAAGCACAGACACCUCGAUGCUCGACGCGCAUCUGAGCGCACCUGCGUCGUCCAUCUAUGAUCACGUGUACGUGUCUGAUAGCUCGGCGGCCGCGAUGGUGACGCCUCUGAGCCUCGAGCGCAUCUUUGUCGUUGUGGACACGAACGUUUUGAUCUCUGACCUGCCAUUUUUGAGGCUACUUUUGGCAUCGAACGACGUUGCGCCACAGCUCGAGUACGCACGGCAGGCUGUGGCUCACUAUACCAGUACAGGAUGCGCUGCUCCUGGUGCUGUGCGGCAGGCGCUGCACCAGCUGGAGCAGUACGAAAGCAUCCGCGCAUCCGAGUUGCAGCACCACGCCGAGAAGCGCACCCUCUCGCUACCGCAAAGGACCGCGCUAGUCGUUGUCUUGCCGUGGACUGUAGUUCAAGAGCUGGACAGAUUGAAAAAGGGCAAUGUCAGCACCGAAGCCCAGCGUGCAAACGAAUUUUUGCUUCGCAUGCUCCAAGCCAAGCACCCUUUCCUCAAAGGCCAGCCUCUGAAAGAGUCCUCGAAAGGUUUCAACGAGCCAGGCAUUGAGAACAAUGACGAUCGCAUCCUUGACUGCUGCUUGCGCUAUCGGCAAAGCAAAGUACCGAUGCCGCGCGUCAUUCUGCUCACAAACGAUAAGAACCUGGGCGUGAAAGCGCUGGUGAACAACAUUGAGUGUUUCUCGGUGGCGGACUUUCCCCAGCAGCUCGAACCAAUGUCUGCACUGCACGGAGAGUUUGAUGGCGGGCAACCAUUUUCGGGCGAAUCAGCUGGGCAGUCCCAUUUGGACGCUGUGCUUCAAAUGGAUGAUUCCGAGUUGUUGCCUGCAGCUGCAGCGCCGCCGUUCUUGCCGCACGGCUUUGGCUCAUCGACCUCGCUUGCUCCGCGACUGCCAACUGCACGUCAACCGGUCGCUCUUGUCAUGGACGAAUCGCACACACCAUCGCCUGUGCACCUGGGCUCGGACAACUCGCCAACUCCGUACUAUGGAGCAGUGUUUGACAGCCUUGUGGUCGAGUUUGAAAAGCACAUGUCUGUUGCCGUGAUGAACGAGGUGCGAGCGGAGCUGGGCGAGCUAUGGAGCGCCGUCGUCAAGAUACAGCCGCCUUGGAACACGUCCGAAAUGAUGACAUUAAUCAAGCAGACUUGGAGUGCCUUCUCAUUCCUUCCGAGAGAGAUUGAGGACGGUGCGGCCAAGCUGAUUCCGCUGCUCGCACAGCAGAUUUUGAAAACGCCUCCUCGGUCAAUGAGGCCGUCGGAGGCGAUUAUUGCGAUAUCAGCGUUUGUCCAGAUUGUGCAAAAUUGGCCAAUCUCGUCGGAGCGACGUCCACGCGAGCUCGCAGACAUUCCUCUUGAAAAGCAACAGCUGGCUGACGAAGGCAUUCACACUGCCCGUGACAUCUUUCUCGAAAUGUUCCACGGGUUUGUCAGUCUGCAAACGCCACCGGCAGCCGCAGAAAAGCGGAAGGCAGCUUCCGCCCGCGCCCUUGAUCAUUCUGCCAGUGUUGAUCGUGUGCAAGGGCCGAUGGCCACUUCUUCUUCUUUAUCUUCUUCGUUUGUUUCAUCUUCGUCUUCUUCUGCCACGAGCCAAGGGGAUUUGGUGGCGACGGCUCAAGCGCAACUCCGACCCGUGAUGCCUCCCGCAAAUCUGCUGCGUCCUCCACGGUUUAUUGCCGCUGUGGGCUAUAUUCUAAAUCACUAUGCCAAUCGCAUCCAGGACCUCAAGCAAUGGAGUCCAACCGAUGUCGCUCAAGUGACAGAGUUGACGAACAGGUGGACGGAGGCGUAUUUGGCGCUCGAGUCCUUCAUCGCUUUCGCUCACAGUGAAGCUGCAGUCGAGUCUGCAAGUGCCUCAAGUCCGGAACUGCAAUGGUAUGUGGAUUGUCUCUAUUCCACGUUCGAGCCCAUCUGCUUGCUGUUCGGCGGUUGGCCAACCGUUCCGCGGUCGCCGUACACGGACUGGAUGCUGCUGAUCACUGAUUCCGACCAGUUGGAGCGUGCUAUUGCUGCAUAUCAGACCUGGCAAGUGCAGUUGACGAGUUUGCAAGAGCAACUUCAUUGAAAGGGAUGCGGGGUGAAAAAGGGAUUUUUUUUUUUGCAGUUUUGUUUGACCGUGUAAUCAUAAAAACGAAGCUAAUAUACAAC